AUGAGUGCAACGGCUAACCAGAGUUCUGGCGGUUUGUGGAAUAAAUUCCGCUCGUCAACGAAGUCCCUUUCCCAUUCGUUGUCGAAUCUAUCGGUUAGAACCGAAACAGAUGGUGACACCGUAACCAGUACCGUGGUUCACAGGGCGCUAGUAAAGUUCUACAAGGAUCAAGAACCCUUCACUGGGUUUCCAGGAUGGUUAGGCCAUAAAGACGAUCUGCCGAACGAGCAAAAAAUCCUGAAGAAGCAGAACCACGUCAGUUCCAAUCCUAUCAGCAGUGGCUUCCAUCACUUGCGCAAGGUAUCUACAGAUCUCAAGAAACAGCAUGGCUCCGGUGCGCCCCCUUUUGCUGAAGCUGAGCAGCAUUCGAGUGCAGGUAUGUCUUUUCACCAGGUUUACAUGAGUCAAAGCACCGAAAUAGCAUCGGAGUCUGUCCAAUCCGUGAAUCUCAGUCAGAGCAGUCAUCAUAAUGCGGGAGGAGCAGCCGACGUGAGGGCUCAACAGACGCAGGUGGCUCCCUCACCCGCUGGGAUCAGUUCUUCAUCCAUGAUGAUGCGUGAAAGACUGAAAAGACAAAAUACGAGGAGUUCUAGAAAUCUGGGUCAGAGCUAA
Messenger RNA from Torulaspora globosa, 612 nucleotides. RefSeq names its product Mso1p (gene MSO1). The record is from RefSeq and is a predicted model, not a curated record. Lineage: Eukaryota; Fungi; Ascomycota; Saccharomycetes; Saccharomycetales; Saccharomycetaceae. The coding region runs from base 1 to 612 and encodes 203 amino acids. The transcript has a single exon.